UGAUUUGUUGUUGAUGUGCAAAUGCAAAACUUUUUUAUAAUUUGAUUAGUACUUCUUGUUUCUAUGAAAAACUGUAAAUAUCAUGUAAUUUAAUUAGAAGGGUAUCUUCGUGAUAAAAAAAUACAUUUAAUAUUUUAAAUGAUACAUUAUUAACAUGUAUUUUCCAGUUGGAUGGCCAAAAUAUUUAGAAACUCGUAGCCCAAACUCUUUGCCACUGUCCGUAUUUUGUAAUAGAGACCGUUCUCUAUUUUGUAUUUUAGGUGACGAUUACAUAAGUAUAUGGUUUAUAAGGCCAUGCGUGGAGGUGACUUGCUUUAGAAGAAGUAAAUCAUCACUUGAAGAAUUUGGAAAAAAUCAGUUAGCAGAAUGGAAACCGGAUUCUCUUAUGAUUGUUGUAACUACUAGCCUCAACUAUCUGAUGUUUUAUCGAGUUGAUAUUGAUGAUUCUUUGAAAUUUCUGUAUGAGCAGUUGGAUAGCAAGGUCUCUGGAUUACGUAGAGAAAGCGAUGAGCUGUUUUUGAAAGAAAAAGUGCCACCUCUUUCACUAGAACUUGUGAACAAUUUAUGCCUUGACUCAUUAAUAUGCAGUCUUGUGUGUAUUCGAGAUGAGCUUAUGGUUACCACUCUAGAUGGUCAUUUUUGGCGGGUAAGAUGGGAUGCCAAAUUAGAUGAGGAUUACACUCUAAUUUUAUGCAAUAUCUCAUUUCGCUUAGAUCAGCUGCAAUCUAGAGGAUCCAAAUUUCAUGAUGCACAAAUCCAUAUAAAAAAUAUGGAAUAUUCUCCCAUCAUAGGAGGGUUUUCAGUUGUACUAUCAAAUGGUCAAGCCUGUUUUAUUACUGCUACUACAUUGAAGUUUGAGCCUCAUCAAGUUUUUGGAAUCUUUGCUAAUGAUGUUCAGAAUGCUACUUGUACAGCUGUGAAUCAUAGGUUUCGACUCAUUGCUUAUGGGCAAACAAAUGCUCAAGGGAUCAUUUUCUGCAUUGACGAUUUAACAGGUGCUCUACAAUCUACACAUCAAUUAGUAUUAUCCAGUAAAGACUUUCCUGAUGUCGAAACAGCUGCUGGAGCCGUAUCAAAUUUGAAAUGGACUCCUGAUGGAGGAGCUCUUGCUAUGACAUGGGAAAAAGGAGGCUUUGCAAUUUGGAGUGUGUUUGGUGCCUUACUGAUGUGUAGUCUUGGUUGGGAUUAUGGGUCUGCUGAUGUGAUGAAAAAUGUUUCCCUUCUAAUAUCUAUGGAGUGGGGACCUGAAGGUUAUCAGUUAUGGGCAUUAACAAGAAAGCAACCUAAUUUAAAAGAAGAAAAUCAACCACUACCUACUGUGAAACACCCUAAAAUCGAUGUAGUUAUUUUUCAGUUUGUAAAAAGUGCCUUAACUGUUAAUGCUGGAAUGACUGGUCGUGAACAUGUUUUUUUGCAAGCUGAAGACAGAUUAUAUAUCAGUGCUGGCGCUGAUAUUAUACAUAAUAAACCGGUAUCACAUGAUUGCAAGUUAGAACAAGAAUCUCCUAUAUCUGUUGGAAUCUCUCGUGAGCAGAUGCUGGCUGGUAAUAAGCAAUGGAUAAUCAUUCCUAUACCAUAUGGCUACCUUUCUAAUAACUGGCCUAUCAGAUACACAGCUAUAGAUUCACAAGGUCAGAGUAUGGCUGUUGCUGGUAGAAGUGGCUUAGCACAUUAUUCACUAGUACAAAGAAGGUGGAAAUUGUUUGGAAAUGAAACACAGGAAAGAGAUUUUGUCACUAUGGGUGGAUUACUAUGGUGGGAAGAUCAAAUUAUACUUGGCUGCUAUAAUCUACGUGACUUGAGAGAUGAGAUCCGUGUUUAUCCUCAAGAAAGUAAACUUGACAAUCAAUUUUUACGUGUGGUUAAGAUGGACUCUCAAGUUCUUCAACUUUCUGCACUUGGUGAUCGACUUCUGAGUUUUUGUGCUGAUUCUCAUUUGACUUUAUUUUUAUUGCAAAGGAAAACAAAUGAAUAUUUUAAUCUUCGUAGUGUGCUACAAGUCACUAGGCCCUUAGAACUUGAUGUUUCAAAUUUAGUGUUCCAUCCUGCUUGUGUGAUUUCUGCUAUUUUAACUUCUUUAUGUACAGAAACAGUGAGAUGGCCACGAAAAGGAGAUGAAAGUAUACUGUUAAACAUAUGUGGUCGAUUGCUUUUACUACAGCAAGAUCCUGUUGCUAAGACAUCUGAUAUUACCAACAAUAAUACUCAGAAAGUACCAUCAUAUGGAUUACCAACUGUUUUGGCUUCAUGUGUUGAAAAUGUUUGGGUAUGCUCUCACAGCUCAAAAGAUACACCUCAUCUUACAGAAGCCUUGUGGAUCGCUUGCGGUGCACAUGGUAUGCGUGUUUGGUUGCCACUAUUUCCAAGAGAUGGAGAAAAGCAACGAUCUCACAACUUUAUGUCUAAGAGAAUAAUGCUUCCAGUUCCUGUUUAUAUUUAUCCUUUAGCUGUUCUUUAUGAAGAUGCCGUUAUUCUUGGAGCUGAAAACGAAACAGUUCUUCUCCCUGCAGACAGCUAUGGAAAACAACCAUUUUGUGUAGUGUCUCGAACUAGCCAAGUUUAUCUUCAUCAUAUAUUAAGGCAACUGUUAAAAAGAAAUUUAGGGUACCAUGCAUGGGAAAUUGCUCGAAGCUGUUCAACCCUACCAUAUUUUCCACACUCCUUAGAAUUACUUUUACAUGAAAUUCUUGAAGAAGAGGCAACUUCAUCUGAUCCAAUUCCUGAUGCUCUGCUACCAAGAGUUAUUGAUUUCAUUCAAGAAUUUCCAGUUUUUCUUCAAACAGUUGUUCAGUGUGCUAGAAAGACAGAGUUAGCACUAUGGCCUUACCUCUUUUCAGCUGUUGGAAACCCAAAAAAUCUUUUUCAAGCGUGCUUAAAUCAAGGUCAGUUGGACACAGCUGCAUCUUAUCUGAUAAUUUUACAAAAUUUGGAACUGUCAUCAGUAAGUCAACAGCAUGCUACAUUUUUAUUAGAUUCAUCACUUGAAGCUGGCAAAUGGGAGCUGGCAAAUGAACUUGUGAGAUUCUUAAAAGCAAUUGACCCCAAAGAUAAUGAAAUGAUUCCUCGUUCCUUUAAUUUACCAAAUAAGUACGGUAUACCUCAUUCUACACCCCCUGUAAGUCCAACAGAAGAUGAUCUGUCCUUUGUAUUAGGAACUGUCUCAUUAAGUAGAACUAGAUCUCAAAGUACAACUGUUUCCCAAAAAUUGGCUUCUGCAAUUCAAGAUAAAUCGUCACGAAUUCAACAUCAAGAUAUUACAAGAACAAUUAGUGAGCCACAUAACAUUCCUAGGAGAAGGAGAAUAUCUGAACAUAAGGAAAAGCCGAAUCAGGAUGAAUUUUUCAUAGAUGCUCUAUUAGUAGGGCAUGCUCGGAAGCUGCUCAGUUGUGGAAAACUGAAAGAUUUAGGAUAUUUUGCAGCUCAUCUUGAUUUUCAUUUAGUUACAUUCUUUACUAAGGAAAGGGACCAGGCUGCUCACGUUGAUGAUUUUCUCCGAGCUUUGUUUACACUCCAUCAAGACUUUCAAUGGCCAUUUCCCUUAUCAUCUGUACUUUGUACAAAUAACUUAAAUAAAAAUGCAGAUUUAAUGCACAAUUUUUUGGAUUAUAAAUCUGUCAUCACAGAGUCAGGUUUUAAAUCUAAUUCUACUUAUCAUAAACUAAAUGAAGUUAAUUAUAAGGACAUGCAAGACAAUGGUUGCAGAAUUAAUCCCUCUGAUAAAAUAAAGAAUUCUUUUGGAAUUCCUCCCAGUAAACUCAAUGCAAAUUUGGAUCGAGUGUCUGACCAAACUAUUGAAGCUAAACUUGCCCCAAAACAAAAAGAAAGCAGCUUAUUAACCCUAGAUGUCUCAGAAAACAGCUCUUUAUGGACAGAUGACAGUCUGAACACAUUUGACGAAGAAAAUUUUUCAUCAUUACCUUCAUCCCUGGAAUUGGAAAAUGUUCCAGAAGAUCUAAUUAGUAAAGGCCCAUUAGAAACUGAAGUACAAUUAAGGUAUCUACUACAAUUGCUAUUAGAAGCAGGCUGUUUGGAUUGGUCUCUAUUAAUUGCCAUUGUUUUAAGGGAUGUCAUGGGUGUCAUACGUGUUGUAAAUUUGGCGAAGCAGCCUGAUCAGUUACCAGAGAUUUUAAAACACUUACGGGAUGGAAUGGCCUCUAUUGAACAGUGGGCUGAAAAAGAAUGUCUUGGUUACAAAACAUUCAUGUUGAUGGUGCAUAAUCAAGCUAAAGCAUUGAGUAAAAUCAGCUCUCCCACUACUUCAUUAAUGAAGAGAGAAAUACAGCGAUCUACAGAAGACUAUUCCAGUGAUAUCUUGUAUGACAGUGAAGAAAACCACCACAGACUUUCAACCAGCAGCGAUAUCCCUGGAAUUGAGGGUACAUUAGUUCUUCAUGGUUCAAGUCCUGACAAAGAGGAAGAAGUAUCAUCCAAUGACUCUGAAGAAAGCUUUGAUUCUCAAAAAAGAGAAACUCAAUCAUCAGAAUGUUUAAUAUCAUAGAAAAAGUAUUUUGUGUAGUUUAUGUACAUUUGUAGCAAAGUGAGUGAUACAUUUUAUGAAGAACCAUCUUCACUGUUUUAACUGAUAUUUAUUAUAUAAUUGAAGUGGAUUUCAUAGAAUUUGCUCAAUUAUUGUUUUAUAAGGAAGGAAAGUGUACGUUAUUCAUGUAAUUGGAAUACAUAUAGCAGUAUUUAUGGUAUUACUAACCACUUUUUUUUAAUACUUAAAGAAUCAUUCCAGAUUUUACAGUUUGUAGCUUUGCUGUAUAUCUAUUUAAAAUACAUCAAUUUUAACUUGUACUCUUCAUUUAAUUUUGAGAUUUGUGUAUCAUUAUUUUGUCUUUGGAGAAAUGCAUGAUAAAUUGGUUUCGACACAAAUAUUUUUAUACCACUUUCUAUAUUUAUCGCCGACUUUAGUUAACUCUUAAUGAAUUAUUACGUAGUUUUUUCCUUCCAAUUAUAUGUUUAGAAUGUUCUAUGAAUUAACUGUCUAAUAAUACUCGUUUUUGUGAGGAAAAAAAAACUAAUAUUUUUACCAGUUUAAAAAUAAGUAUUUCCUGUAGAUAAUUUUCAAAUUUACAUUAUAUUCGUCAAAUUUAUAUUUUUUCCACAAUUGAAGAGAGUAUAGUUUGAAUUCACAUGAAUGACUUCUCAAAAAUUAUUCUUUUUUAAAUAUUUUUCUUUUUUUAAAAAGAACAUUAAUUAUGAUAAAGCAUUGUUUCUUAAAUGUUAUUGCAACACAUAUCUUGAAUGCAUUAUGAAAAUGUUGUACAAAAACAGUUUUACUGAAAUAUGGUGAUUUUUGUUAAAACUUUAUUUUAUAAUUUUUUUUUUAAACCUUAAUUCAAAUGAAUCUGACUUUUUCAUUGUUAACCAUUCGUGAGCUAGAAACAUUCCAUCCCUUAUAUACACUAUGUUAACAGCUCAUUACUUAUUUCAAAUAAGCAAUUUGUGGUUAAAAAUGUAUGAUUUUAAAUAGGAGAAAUAAUGAUAAAUUUUAAACCGUGAAAUUUUUCAUGAGAAAAACUCAAUAAUGGAACUAUAUUUGUUUCCUUUCAAAUUAUGACAUUAAUUUUAUUAUGGUGUUAUUAUAUUGUAUAAUUUCAUUGAACUAAUUAUGUACAGAAAAUAAAAAAUCUUAAUUUUAAAGUGUGUUGCAUGCACUAAGCUGUUGAGAAACUCUGAAUUGAAUAAUGAUAACUGAUGAAUUAAAUUCAUUACAUUAAUUAAAGUUCACAUUUUAAUGCAAGUUUAUUUACUUAAUAAUGUUUGAAGUUUUUCUACUUUGAUAAGUAUUUUUUUUUUAUGCAAAGUAUAUUUAGCUUCAGUAAAAACAUACAAGUUAGAAUUAUAACUGAAAUUUUUAUUCAUUAAAAAAGAAAGCUGUGACUUAUCUAAUACAAAUUUAAAAAAAUAAAUUUUGAAUUGUUCCAUUUCAUCAUUAUGGAAAGUUAUUAAUUCAUGUCUUUUCAGUGAUUGAAAAAAAAAAUCCAUAUAUUUAGUUUAGUAUUAUAUAUGUAACCAUGAAAUAAUAUAAAAUUUUACCUAAUUUUUGUUUUUUCUUACAUAGUUGUUUCUGCUCCUAUCAAACUCUAUAUUCAUACAUUUAUAAAAAAACAUUUGUUUAUUGGAUACAACUCUGCUUAAUUAGUAUAUUGUUUUUAAUUAUAAUGUAAACAUCUGCUUUUUUUGCCUGGAAAGCUUUCACUUGAAAUCUGUUUAACUAUUUAAUCAGAUUGCUUAUUAAAUAAUACAGCAGAGUGCCCAUUUAUGCGAUUGUCCCAUUAUCCAGAUAGUUCAAGGACCAUGUGUUUUCCCAUUUUUUUCAGAAAGUUACAUAAAAAAAUCUUGGAAAUUCUUUGUUUUCAGAAUAUCUGAAAUGGAUUGAAAAAUGCCUUAUUUUGCCUCUCAUUAAACUUGAAAAAAACCUUAUGUUCUUUCCGCCCAAUUUCAAUGUGGGUAAGUGGUUUGUCAUAAAAGAACAGGUUUCUAAAACAAUUUUAAAAAAUUAAACUUAAACAUGCCAUUUGUUAUAUGUUAUUAUAGGCACUAAUCCUAAGUUUUGAAAAAGUGUGAAAGGCAGUUAUUUAAAAACAAUCACAUAGCCGUUUUUUAUAGUUGUCCAAUUAUCUGGAUAUUCUGUUAUAAGGAACUACUUUGGACCAGAGUGGUCAGAAUAAUCGGCGCUCUGCUGUAUUUGAAACUUUUAUUUCAACUAUUUAUUAAUAGUACUGAUGAAACAUUACAAUUUUAAAUGUAAAUACUUCUACUUUUUAAAGUUGUUAGAAGUAAAUGCUCUAGAUUUUUUUUUGUUGUAAAUUUUUAUAAAUUGUUUAGAAUAAAGUUAAAUCACAAAAGUAAAAAUUUAUCUUUAAUAUUCAUAGAUGUAACACUAGAGAUCUGAUUCAUAUGUUGUUCCAUUUGUAUUAUAAUCAUUACUUUGUACCUGUAUGUGUUACUUGUAUAAUGAAUGAAAAGAUUAUUAAAGAAAAAUUUGAAUUUUUUUAUAUAUAAAUUGAGAAUUGUUAAUGUUAUUUAUAUGUCAAGUCAUAAUGCCAAAAUUUAAUAUAUGUAAAAUGAUUUAUCUCAAUAAAAUAAAUUAUUUUUGUAACAA
Molecule: messenger RNA, 7111 nt
Organism: Parasteatoda tepidariorum (common house spider)
Lineage: Eukaryota; Metazoa; Arthropoda; Arachnida; Araneae; Theridiidae
Source: RefSeq, a predicted model, not a curated record